AAGUAGAAUAGAUAGUGAAUUUAGGCCAAAAAAUAGUGAAGGAGGUUAUAGUAUCCCUACGGAAGCGUGAAGAUAGUUUCAUUCGAUUGUAUCGUCGCACACUAAACGGCUAUAAUUGGCGUUACAAUUCACAUUUACCAUUCCAAUUUCCAUUUCACAAUACGAAUCAAAACUCAAUAUAACCCUCAAACAUAACAUCGAUCGUCACUGGGUUUAGGUUUUUUACUUUCUUUUGCCACCCAAUUCCAAACUUUUACUUUUUUUCUUUCUUUCCAUCUUUUCGUAUACCCAAACACAUAAAAAAAACAUAAACUUUUGGUUUUGUUUUUUCUUUCUUUCUGGAUUCUUCUUCGCCAUGUCUGAGGGGUAUUAUAUUUCGAAGAAGACUGAUGAUAUCUGCGAGGAUGUUUGUGGAGAGCAGGGAACACCGGCAGCACUGAACAUGUCGAGACUGAAGUGUAUUUUGCGAGGAUUGGACUUCAAGACUUACAUGUUUAUGUUUAUUAUCAUCCCAAUAGGUGUCUUUUUAAUCUAUUUGCACGGGCAGAAAAUUACAUACUUUUUUAGACCAUUGUGGGAAUCUCCGCCGAAGCCAUUUCAUGAAAUCCCUCACUAUUAUCACGAGAAUGUGUCGAUGGAGUCUCUUUGUAAACUUCAUGGGUGGGGAAUUCGUGAAUCGCCGAGGCGUGUCUUUGACGCGGUUUUGUUUAGCAAUGAAGUUGAAAUGCUUACUAUCCGAUGGAAAGAAAUGUAUCCUUAUGUUACACAGUAUGUGCUUCUGGAAUCAAACUCAACGUUUACCGGGUUCGUCAAGCCGUUGGUUUACGCGGGCAAUAGGGGCAAGUUCACGUUUGUUGAGCCACGUCUGACAUAUGGCGUUAUUGCUGGGAGGUUCAGGAAAAAGGAAAAUCCGUUCAUUGAGGAGGCGUAUCAAAGAGUUGCGUUGGAUCAGCUUCUGAGGAUAGCAGGCAUUGAAGAUGACGAUCUUUUGAUAAUGUCUGAUGUUGAUGAGAUUCCUAGUGCUCACACAAUUAAUCUCUUGAGAUGGUGCGACGAAAUCCCUCCGGUUCUUCAUCUUCAACUGAGGAAUUACUUGUACUCUUUCGAGUUUUUUCUCGACAACAAAAGUUGGAGAGCAUCAAUUCACAGAUACCAGGCUGACAAGACAAGGUAUGCACACUAUAGACAGUCUGAUCUACUGCUAUCGGAUGCUGGCUGGCAUUGCAGCUUCUGUUUCCGUCAUAUCAGUGAAUUUGUGUUUAAGAUGAAAGCUUACAGCCACUACGAUCGGGUGAGGUUCCCUCGUUACUUGAACCCUGAACGGAUCCAGAAUGUGAUAUGCAAAGGUGCUGACUUAUUCGACAUGCUUCCUGAAGAGUAUACAUUUAAGGAGAUCAUUGGAAAACUUGGACCGAUUCCCCAUUCUUAUUCUGCAGUGCAUCUUCCUUCGUAUUUAUUAAAUAACGCAGAUAGAUACAGGUAUUUGUUACCCGGUAACUGCAGAAGAGAAAGUGGCUGAAUCUGAAUGCAGGUGUUUUCUUUAAUUUUGGAACUAAUUGAAUGAUUCAUUGGGUCAUUCAUUAGAGGGAUCCUCAGUAAAGGCUGGUAAGAUUUUGAAAAUUGACACAAAACUCUGUUUAUCCAAUUUUCGAAAUCCUAUUGGAGAAGCACCGGAGGACACCAUACAAGGGAAACAUAGUUUUUUUUAUGCCUUUUGAGCAAGCUUCUGUACCAUGGAAUUUGGAUUUAUUGGACAAGUUAUACACAUUCCAACCACUUUGGUUACUUUCUGAUUUAACUUUAAUUCAAUUGCUUCUUGAGCUCCAUUUUGAUUA
Messenger RNA from Lathyrus oleraceus (garden pea), 1835 nucleotides. RefSeq lists its product as uncharacterized. Lineage: Eukaryota; Viridiplantae; Streptophyta; Magnoliopsida; Fabales; Fabaceae. Gene Ontology annotation, biological process: N-acetylglucosamine metabolic process. Bases 356 to 1519 code for a protein of 387 amino acids. Gene Ontology annotation, molecular function: beta-1,4-mannosylglycoprotein 4-beta-N-acetylglucosaminyltransferase activity. The transcript has 2 exons. Gene Ontology annotation, cellular component: membrane. The record is from RefSeq and is a predicted model, not a curated record.